CGCCGAGGGACGCGUAUCUACUGCCUGUCGCUCGUCCUCGCCUCCCGCAGCAAUGGCAUCGGGCGAGUCCCACUGGGAGGAGUUCUAUUUGGGAUCGCGCAAGUUACAGUUUGUGGCAGAUGGGCUGGGAAUGCCCAUCGAUCAGGUCAACUUCGUGUUUGGCCAGCUGAUGGCCUUAUUGCUGGCCUACAUAUUCAGAGUGUAUCUCCAUCCGUCCCGCGUGUCGGCUGCAACGCGUCACUGGGGCUCUCUCCUGGCGGGGCUGGGCAUCUCCUAUUUCUGUUUCGGAAAACAGGUGUUGCUUGCCUUGGCUCUUGUGGUUGGGUGUUAUCUGUUGAUGCUGCUUCUCCCAAUAACACUGCUGCAUCAUGUGACCCUUGCGUCGUCUAUCACCUUCCUCUCUGUGAUGCACAUACAACGGCAGCUGUAUGAGGAUGGGGUCUUUGUUAUUGAUGUGACAGGUCCCAUGAUGAUUAUGGUGCAGAAGGCAACAUCGCUGGCAUACAGCUUGCAUGACGGAUUGUCAGGGCUGAAAGAUGAAGAACUCACCCAGCUGCAGAAGGAGAUGGUGGUUAGGAAGAAACCAACAGCUUUGGAGUAUUUUGGAUAUAUGCUCAACUUCCAUUCCAUCCUGGCUGGGCCCUACUUCAUGUUUGCUGACUACCAGGAUUUCGUUGAGGGGACCCACUAUGCCAAGAGAGCUCUCCAGACUGUUGUUCCUGCGAGCUCUCUGGACAGCAACAGGAACAAGAGUCCCUCAGAAAGCAAGCUCGCUGACACUAAACUCAACACCAGGCCUGAGGAUGAACCUAACCCCACUCCAGUUGCCAUGUACAAGGCUCUGGUAUCAGCGUUCAAUGCCUUUGUUACUGUAUAUUUUCUGCCAAAAUUCCCCAUUUCCUUUAUCACAGAUCCCAAGUUCUUCCAGAUGAACUUCUUCUCCCAGACGUUUUACAUCCUUGCUGUGACCUCUCUCACACGUCAUGUCUACUACACGGGCUGGAUGUUGGGAGACAGUAUAUGUAACAUGUCUGGGAUGGGAUUCAACGGGUACAAUGCUGAUGGACAGCCGCAAUGGAACCUCGUCUCCAAUGUGGAUAUUCUUGGGGUCGAGUUUGGUCUAAGUCUGCGCGACACUCUGGAAGCCUGGAACAGCGGAACCAUGAAGUGGCUGCGCUUCAUGGUGUAUGAGAGGGCACCUACUCAGAAGACACUCUUCACGUACAUGCUGUCCUCCAUCUGGCAUGGCUUCUAUCCAGGAUAUUACAUCACCUUUGUGAGUGGAGCCUUCUUCACCAUUGCUGCAAGAAAUGUGAGGCGUUCGGUACGACCAUACUUUAUGACAAGAGGACCUGUGCUAAAGAAGGUCUAUGAUCUUCUCACGUGUGUUACCACACGCUUGUGCCUAGCCUACUUCACAUUUCCCUUCAUCUUGCUGAGAUUUUGGGGCAGCAUUGCAGUCUACAGAGAAAUGUUCUUCUUCCAGUUCUGGCUGGGAGCCUUUGCUAUUAUUGUUUUGCCAAAAAUCCUCCCUGUCCCGUCACGAAGCUCUUCCAAGAAUCCCAAAGAGCACCUCAAGUGUCAGUAAAUGGCAACAUCUUUGCUGCAAAGGACUCCAUCAACAUACUUGAAAUAGAAGACACUCAAAUUAGAAGCCUCAUUUUAAGACACUCACAGAUACCAAAAUAUAUGUUGCUGUAGUCUUAUUUAGUGUCUGUGUAGUAGUCAUUGGUUAGGUCUCCUCAUUUGCUCUCAUCAGUGUCUUGUCAGUGAUUAUACCCUAAUUAUAAAGUCUCUUGUGGGAUUAAUGUUCAUUUUUGAAAUCAGAUUUGAUAUUGCUCCAAUGCCUUAUGAAAUAUGAUGUAAACAGUGGAAUGGCUAUGGUUAGUUUAGCUUUUUUGCAGAUGAACAUGACAUUGUAAUUCUUUUUAUGUGAUUGGAUUUGUAUUGACAAUCUUUAGUGUUUUAUAAUUAUCCAAGUUUUUUAUAUUUGGUUUUGUUGGUGUAUUACCAUGUGUUUUUCUGUCAUACUUUUGGCAGUUCAACAACUAUUCCUCAGUGUUUGUUCCAAGCUAAUGGUUAUAUUAAGGUCAGAGUGACAUUUUGCCAUUUUUUGGUAAUGGGUUUUAAUUUUACUAAGGCCAUUGAGUCUCACAUGGUCAUUAAUUAGUGUAUUAAAAGUAUGCUCUGCAUUUGUGUGCUUGCAUGCUUGUGGAUUUUAUUCCGUGUUCAAAGCUAAAUUAUUUUUUAUUCUGUGAGAUUUUGCUGUACUAUUUAGGGAGAUUUUGUCAGUUUUCAAAGCAACGAUGUCCUUUUGGUGUUAGCAAGAGAUCUCGGUUUUCUACUUUUUCCUUUGUCUUUCUUUUCAAGUCGACUGUCUUUCAGUGCUAAUGUAAAGGAAACCCAUGUUAUUUGAGGGGAGUGUAUGGGCCUUUUGUUCUUUCAUUCUUUCUUUCUUUUUUUUUUCUUUUUUCCUUUUUUUUUUUUUUUUUUUUUUUUUUUCUUAAAGUAUAUGUGUAUAGGCAGCUUUCUUUUGAUGAGUGAAUAGUGUCAUUCUACAAAUCUCUCUUAUUUUGUCUGAACUUCUUUUUGUAAGUUAGAAGUUCCUUAGGCUAUCAGAUACUAUUUUUAGACUAUGGAAAACAUUUUAUUAAAUUAUUUUUUUCCCGUAGGACUUUCAACCCCUUUCACUUUUGUGGUAAAAAUUCAGUCUGGUUUAUGUUGCAUAGUUAUAUACAUUUUUGGUUAUAAAUGUAAUAAGAAAAGUCAAUAUGCAAGAAGUAAGGUGAAGCAUGUAAUGUUAAUUAUGAAAGUUUUUUUUUUUUUUUUUCUUUUCUUUUUUUUUUUUUAUAAACAUAGAGGACUGUUAGGUAAUCAUGCAAUGAAUGGACUAGCCAGCCUAAAAAAUAGUAUGAUAUUUAAAAUAUAUUUUUUCUACUUCAUAUUUCCUCAUUGUUUGAAAUGAAGAUUGUGCAUUAUUUUUUAUUUAUUUAUUUGUUUUUUAUCCUCCUCCUCCCCCCCCCCCUUUAUUAGUCUUAGUCCAGUGUGACAGCUGAUGAAUGUUAGUAGUAGAAGUAGCAUUGGUAAUGUGAAUGCCAUUGGUUUUGUGAAGUUAGUAUUUGAUAUUUGUUUUGUGAAGGCCACUCCCUUUUUAGUGCAAGACAAUGGCAAAAUAAAUUAAACUGAAAAUGACAGAGAAGUGUGAGGUUGUGAUUUGUUUUAUUGUUUGUUUGUCUAUGGUAUAGGGAAAUUGUAAAGUUGCAGAGCUGUUAAAAAAAAAAGAAACAAAAAAAGAAAAAUUUAGAGAGAGAUAGAGAAAAAAAAGUUGAUUUUACAUUUUGGAACUAUGAAAUAUUUUGAGCUUUUCCAAAUAAUUUGUUAUAAUGAAAAGACAGAUGCAGUUAUUUAUUUUGUUUUCAAGCACAAGGUGAAUUUUCAUUUAGCACAACUCAUAUGUAGUUUGUGUAAAUCAGAGGAAUAAACUAGAACCUUGAGACAUUUAACAUGAAGGUCAUUAUUGUUUGGGAUCAUAAAAAAAUAGAUAUAUGUCUGUAUAUUUUUUACUUUUUGAAAUGUAACAUUAAUGGUGCUAAUAUUCAUCAACGAACAAAUGUAGCUUAAAAUUAAUCAAUGAGGUUAGGUGUUUAUUUUUGCCAAUGUAAUAGUAGGGUUGUUUUGUGAAUGUCCAUGUUUAAAAAAACCCUUGAAACAGGGUUUGAAUCUUGUUCUAAAUUCUUAAAAAAAAGAUAAAUGUAUGAAUAAAUAAAAACAUAAUCAAAUAAAAUGUAUGACUUGUGUGGCCUAUAAUAUUAAAAGAUUUUGGCCAUGGGAUAGAACCUCUUGAGAAAUGAGUGGUGGGAAAGUGAGGAACUGUAAGGAAGCUUUAGAACUGUUUGUUAAGUAUAGUUUUAUAAAAUACUUCGGCUUGCUUGUUAAGGUGACAAUUUUGAAUCAACCGUCUCUUGGUGCAUGGCAGCAUCAAAGGGAGAUUUUAUGAAAUGUGUAGUAAUGUUUGAAAUAUAGAUUUAUUGAUUUUCUCUCAGUUCUCAUCAUUGCCUUUGCUAGUUAUUAGGAUUUAUAUAAGUUUUCACACAUUGAAUCAAAAGUAUUUGUUAAUGGAUUAUAAGUUUCCUGCUAAAAUCUGAGCAGUACUUCAGCUAAGUCUCCUUGUUAUAGUUCUGAGAUAGAUUUGUGCUUUCAGAUAAAGGAAUAAAUAAAAUCUUAUAUUCAAUAAUUGGUUUAAUAUAUUAUAGGCUGACAAUCAAAUUAGAAACAUAUGUAUUUGUCUUAUUAAGCUGUGAUUGUGUUGUGUGUUGAUAUCACAUUUCAUUUUCUUGAAAGAAUCUUCAAAGCAGUAAAUGUGUUAAAGAGCUUUACCUAAUCCAACACUAAUAUUGUAAACAUUUUUGUAUUCUGUAAUUGCUUCUUAUUACUUUUUUUUAUGCCUUUUCACUAUAUACACCAAAUGUUUAACAAUAAUUGCCUUGGUUAUGGUGUGUGACUUGACUGUAGAAUCCUUUUUGGAACUGUUAUCACUAAAAUGUUUAAUGUGAUUCUUUUGUACUAAUGUUUUUUAUUUUUUUAUUUUUACUUUCCGUCUCAUUCAGAACCUCUUCCUUCUCUUCCCAUCUGUAUUGUAUCUUUUUCUUAUCAUUAAUUUUUUCAUAAUGUAAUUUGUUUUUUCUUUAGCUUAGGGCAGUAGCAUGUCCAAAACAAGAUUUUUUUUUUUCAAAAAGCAAAAUGAAAGAAAAUAGGGAACUCAGUUCUCAUCAUAGUCCCUAUGAAGAGAUUCUCUAGCCUAUUGAACUGAAAAUUAAAUAAACCAAUGUAAAA
Penaeus indicus is the source of this 4833-nucleotide messenger RNA. It is a transcript of the gene oys, whose product is annotated as lysophospholipid acyltransferase 6-like. Gene Ontology annotation, molecular function: acyltransferase activity. Gene Ontology annotation, cellular component: membrane. The transcript has 10 exons. Gene Ontology annotation, biological process: lipid modification. Bases 53 to 1588 code for a protein of 511 amino acids. The record is from RefSeq and is a predicted model, not a curated record. Lineage: Eukaryota; Metazoa; Arthropoda; Malacostraca; Decapoda; Penaeidae.